This is a messenger RNA of Talaromyces marneffei, 1065 nucleotides long. RefSeq lists its product as uncharacterized. The transcript has a single exon. The record is from RefSeq and is a predicted model, not a curated record. Bases 1 to 1065 code for a protein of 354 amino acids. Lineage: Eukaryota; Fungi; Ascomycota; Eurotiomycetes; Eurotiales; Trichocomaceae.
AUGCGUGCGUCAAUUUUCCUUGCGACUGCUCUGGCAGCUUCAGCCAGCGCAAUAUCUUCAUCCAACAUCACCAUCUACCGCAACGAAAGCUUCCUACCAGGAAACAAACUCCCGGAAUCUCACAGCACAACAGAUGGCAGGGACAUCGUAAACCUCUUAUCACUCAGAGGCUCAACAACAUGGACCCUAAUCUCCAAAAUCAAAAUGGAAGGCGACACCGGCGAACCCGAGGGCAUGGUGCGUGUAGGCGAUGAGCGCCUCUUUGUAACUUCCAACCAAUACACAUCCCCAACAGUGAAGUAUAACAAAACCAUCAACGGCACCGACCGUACCGCCGGCGCUGGGUUUUCGCAUAUGCUCAUUUAUGACCUUGACGGGAAACGGAUUGCGAAUGCAUCUUUGACCUCAGCCGGUGAUAUUGAGUAUCACGGCGGGGGGAUUGACUAUGAUGGUCGCUAUGUGUGGAUUGCGCUUGCUCAGUAUCGGCCUAAUAGCACCGCUACGAUUGCGCGGAUCGAUCCGUUGAAUCUAGAGGUUACGCGCUUGUUUCGCCAUGACGAUCAUAACGGCGGCAUUGUGCAUGAUACCAUCACCAAUGAACUCGUGACUCUAAACUGGAACGGUGCAAAUGCGACGACUUGGUCGCUUGAUAGGUAUCCCAAGGGCUUCACCGCGAUUCCGGGUUUCACACCCCCACGACGUGAAGUGCCCAAUCCCAGCUUUUAUGUCGGUUACCAAGACUGUAAAUAUCUCGGCCAUCACGCCAUGCCAAACCUCCUUCUCGCCCAGGCUGGUUGGUGGUCACGGUGUGACUUCAACCCCGUCCGGCCUGUGAUGCUCUGCGGCGGUGUAGGCACGUUUGGUCAACUGAGUCUGGGUGGAUUGGCGCUUGUUGACCUACAGACGAUGUUGCCGCUGUGGAAAGUGCCGAUUACAUUGACGAGUGAUUUGGGGGUUUCGCUUACGGAGAAUCCGGUGGAUGUGCAGGUUGUGGACGGGAAGUUGAGGGUGUGGUUUAUGCCGGAUCAGCAUAAUAGUACGUUGUAUAUUUAUGAGGCGGCAUGA